AUGGACAAAAACCAGCAACGAAGCACGCGUUGCACGAGGCCCGUGAAGAUCGGCAUCGGCGUGUUCGUGGCGGCGGUGGUGAUCGCCGUGGUCGUCAUAGUACUCGUGGGCGUUGCAAGUAACAAGGACACCGGUGAAACACCAACGCCUGAGUUUGAGUUUGAAGAAAUCUGCGUCGUGGAACCACCAUCUCUCAGAAAACAAGUUAAGAUCACAUGCGAUUUUCGUGACACCGCAAACGUGGAUCCGGAUAUUCGGGAUAAGCUGAAAGCAGCGACCAUAGACGCCGCCGCCACCACCGUGAAACUAAAUGGAAGAGAUGAUCUUUUUAAGUUUACUUGCUCCGGGAAGACCAACAUGAUCACGUGCUUUGGACCCAAAGUCACGUGCUCGUUCAAGGGAAUGCUCGAUAUUUCGAUCAUCGAUUCGAAAGGUCACGACGUCUUCUCCAACAAAACAUAUAUAGCAGUCGCAGGUAAAUUUACUGGAAAGAAAAGAAACAUAAUUUCACGGCACGGGUUUCUAAGAAAACUAAAUAUGCAGAUAUCUUCCCUCAACAGUCUAGACUAUAGAACUACGUAG
Messenger RNA from Dreissena polymorpha, 582 nucleotides. RefSeq lists its product as uncharacterized. Bases 1 to 582 code for a protein of 193 amino acids. NCBI's taxonomy places the organism in Eukaryota, Metazoa, Mollusca, Bivalvia, Myida, Dreissenidae. The record is from RefSeq and is a predicted model, not a curated record. The transcript is spliced from 5 exons.